AUGCUGAUUGGAUACAGGAGGAUAGGUAUCUACCAUGGAAGGCCCGCAUCUAUCCAUCGCUCCGAGAUCGAUGUCAAGUUGCCUUCCAGUGAAUGCGAUGUCAUUGGCCCUUCGACCGCAUCUGGCACGUCGCAUCUAUUGCAGUCAAUCCACCUCACCAGCCAGGCAGAAGCCUUUCUUUGUGAAAUCUCGCUCCUCCGCAGAUGCAAACGGUCUAGCAUGAUAGACAUAUUCCGGCGCAUCAGGCAGCUCAAGAUGGGCACCAGAGGCUGGCGACCACCAGGCAGCAGUGGACCCUCCCUAGCACCGGCCAGCACGCGCGCCGAGACGCAUUCCCGACUGGAUCGUUGUCUUUUGGAGAUGUUUAUCGGGCGCCCGUUCAUUCUACUUCAUCGUCGUACCAAAGCUAGCGGCCAAGUACGCAGAGGACAUGACAUCAACGCUAGUAUGCCACCCGCUCCUGCUCCGCUUCAGUCGGACGAGGAGUGCGAAUUUCUGGUCCAGGAUUGUGUGGCUGCUGCAAGAGAGGCUAUCGGAAUCUGCCAUGCCAUGCAGGAAGGGGGCCUCGGACUUGCGCGAUCAUCUUACAUCGAGUAUAGCUCUUGUCGCGCCGGCUUGCUCGUAUUGAUAGCAUACGGCAUUUGCUACUGCACGAAUGAGUAUGUCGGCGUCUUGCAGAAAGGGCUCCAGGUGCUGCGUGAGAUGGCUUCCGCGAGUGAGUCGGCACGCUCGGAGGUGUCUUUGCUGGAAACACUUGAGGCGUCGUUGCGGCGUCUCCGUGGCUCGACACAACCGGUACAGACUACGACAACGCCAUCUAGCUUGAUACAGGAAAGCUAUGAGGGCUUCGCGGAUUGGUACAAGAACCGAAACAAGGCCGCUGCUACAGGAGCAAGCAGCACACCAAGCGCCCUACUUCAGUCGUCAGUUUCGAAUGUAACAAGAAUUGGCGUUGAAGAUUCCAUGAGCAUGCAGAACGAGCCCCAAUACCACAGUGGACCUUUCGAGUUUGAUCUCUUCGGAGAUGGUACCUUCCCAACGCCAGAUUACGGACAGUACAGCAAUGCAGAGAAGGAGUUCCUGGACAGUCUUCCAUGGAUCCAAGACUAG
This is a messenger RNA of Recurvomyces mirabilis, 1110 nucleotides long. RefSeq lists its product as uncharacterized. Gene Ontology annotation, molecular function: sequence-specific DNA binding. Gene Ontology annotation, biological process: positive regulation of transcription by RNA polymerase II. Bases 1 to 1110 code for a protein of 369 amino acids. The transcript is spliced from 2 exons. Gene Ontology annotation, cellular component: nucleus. The record is from RefSeq and is a predicted model, not a curated record. NCBI's taxonomy places the organism in Eukaryota, Fungi, Ascomycota, Dothideomycetes, Mycosphaerellales, Teratosphaeriaceae.